Austrofundulus limnaeus is the source of this 4571-nucleotide messenger RNA. RefSeq names its product RAB GTPase activating protein 1-like (gene rabgap1l). Gene Ontology annotation, molecular function: small GTPase binding; GTPase activator activity. Gene Ontology annotation, biological process: regulation of GTPase activity. The record is from RefSeq and is a predicted model, not a curated record. Lineage: Eukaryota; Metazoa; Chordata; Actinopteri; Cyprinodontiformes; Rivulidae.
AACCAUGUCCAGCACCGCCCAGUCCCKCUGUCGUAGAGGAGGACAGCGUCCAGUUCAACAAGCUUUCAUACCUGGGCUGCACCUGGGUCAAAGCCCCCCGCAACGAGGCUGAGGCGCAGAGAGCCAUGGCCACCCUGCGAGCCGAGAGCGCCAUCCCCAUCCCCAUCACCCUGCAUGUCCCGUGUGGUCCAGAAGGCUCCGUCAGAAUUGUGGACCAGGCCUCAGGAACAGAGAUUGCCUCCUUCCCCCUCUAUAAGGUGUUGUUCUGCGCUCGAGGCCAAGAUGGCUCUGUAGAAAGUGACUGUUUCUSUUUUACCGAGAGUUACAGAAGUUCUGAGGACUUCCAGAUUCAUGUUUUCUCCUGCCACAUCAAAGAGGCCGUCAGCCGGAUCCUGUACAGUUUCUCUACAGCCUUUCGGCGUUCUGCUCGUCCGGCCGACAUCAGAGACGCAGCACUCUCCAGUCCGGCUGACAGUGGUCUCUACACCUUCACUGUCUCACUGGAGAUUAGGGAAGAUGAUGGCAAAGGAAACUACAAUCCGGUGCCUAAAGACAGAGAGAAGUUUUACUUCAAGCUGCGACAAGGUGUCCAGAAGAAGGUGGUGGUUUCUGUCCAACAAAUGUGCAACAAGGAGCUCGGCAUCGAGAGGUGUUUYGGGAUGCUGCUGAGUCCCGGACAGAGAGUCUCCAACAGUGACAUGCAUCUUCUUGACAUGGAAUCGAUGGGGAAGAGCUCUGAUGGGAAGGCCUACGUUAUCACAGGAACGUGGAAUCCCAACAUGGCGGCUUUUCAGCCACUGAAUGAAGACACACCUAAAGAUAAGCAGGUGUACGUGACGGUGGCGGUGGACCUCGUCGUGACAGAAGUGGUGGAACCCGUUCGCUUCCUGUUGGAAACUCUCGUCAGGGUCUACCCAUCGAACGAGCGCUUCUGGUACUUCAGCCGAAAGACCUUCAGCGAGACUUUCUACCUCAAACUCCGACAGCAGGCCCCGGACCGGGUGGGUCAGAGCGAUGCUGUGUAUGAGGURGUGAGUCUUCAGAGGGAGGCAGAAAGAAACAACGAAGGAAGAGGGCAACUCGGAUCAACCAAUGAAGAAGAGGAAGUUGAUGAAGAAAGUGACAGUGAAAUCUCCAGUGGGACUGGAGAUGUUUCCAAAGAUUGUCCGGAGAAAAUUCUGGAGUCAUGGGGAGGACUGCUCAACAGAUGGCACGGAAACCUGUCCACUCGUCCAAAGGGUCUGCCCUCAUUGGUUCGCAGUGGCAUUCCUGAACCUCUCAGAGCUGAAGUCUGGCAGCUGCUGGCUGGUUGCCACGACAACCACGACCUGCUUGAACACUACCGCAUCCUCAUCACCAAGGACUCAGCACAGGAAAGUGUCAUCACUCGUGACAUCCACCGCACUUUUCCUGCACAUGAUUACUUCAAGGACUCGGAUGGAGAUGGACAGGAUUCACUGUACAAAAUCUGCAAGGCGUACUCUGUCUAUGAUGAAGAAAUUGGUUAUUGUCCGGGUCAGUCGUUUCUUGCUGCAGUUCUUCUUCUGCAUAUGCCCGAGGAGCAGGCCUUCUGUGUGUUGGUGAAAAUCAUGUAUGAUUACGGCCUCCGAGCUCUCUACAGGAACAACUUUGAAGAUCUUCACUGCAAGUUCUACCAGCUGGAGAGGCUGAUACAGGAACAACUUCCAGACCUUUGGAGCCACUUCCAGGAGCUGAACCUGGAGGCACACAUGUAUGCCUCCCAGUGGUUCCUCACCCUCUUCACGGCCAAGUUCCCCCUCUGCAUGGUUUUCCACAUCACCGACUUGCUGCUCUGCGAGGGAAUGAACAUCAUCUUCAAUGUGGCUCUGGCCCUGCUCAAGACGUCCAAAGAAGACCUCUUGCAGGCAGACUUUGAGGGGGCUCUCAAGUUCUUCAGAGUCCAGCUCCCUAAACGUUACAGAGCAGCAGAGAACGCACGAAGGCUUAUGGAGCAGGCCUGCAACAUUAAGGUUCCAACCAAGAAGCUGAAGAAGUUUGAGAAGGAAUAUCAGACCCUGAGAGAGAGUCAGCUGCAACAAGAAGACCCCAUCGACCGGUACCAGCUGAAGGAGGUGUUCAGGAGGGAGCUGGAAAAAGCAGAGCUGGAAAUCAAGAAAACCACAGCAAUCAUAGCUGAAUACAAACAGAUCUGCUCCCAGCUCAGCACCAGGCUGGAAAAACAGCAGGCGGCCACAAAAGAAGAGCUGGACAUCGUCAGGAAUAAAGUCAUGGGGUGCGAGCGCUGUAAGGACCUGUUCGGCACCCUGGGGUCCCUACAGGCUUCCUCCCCCAGCAGUGAGCGGACGUCCGACGAGCCGCUGGACCAGGAGAAGGACGGGCUGAAUGAGCAGCUGAGACACAUGGAGCUGGAGCUGGCCCAGACCAAACUGCAGCUGGUGGAGGCCAAGUGUCGAAUCCAGGAGCUUGAGCACCAGAGGGGGGUCCUGAUGACGGAGAUCCAAGCUGCCAAGAACUCUUGGUUCAGCAAGACGCUGGGGUCUCUGAAGAGCUCAGCCUCAUCAUCUUCCAGCUCUUCAUCUCAUCCGCCGCCCUCUCCGAAGGACGGGCCUGCCUAGCUGAACCCCGACCCCCUCCCCUCCUCCUCUACCCCAGCAGUGCUGAGCAACACAAGCUGGAGCAACUAGCAGAGAAGAAAUGCAGUAUUCUUUUUCCAGGUGGGCAAACAAGCUUCUGGGGUGUAGAUCAGAGGGUGGGCAGGCAGGUCACUGGAACAGCCACCUGUGAUGUAUCUGACCUGCUCUGCCUCACAGGUGAACUUCAGUUGUCAUUCAGCCUCAGUCUGCAAAUCUAUUAUAGGUCACUUAGCUCCACCUUGUGGUCAUUUAUCGCUACUGCAAAGAGAAAAUCCCUCUGUCACUGUUUAACAUCAGAAAUAUCCCCRCCCUCUGCAAAAGGAAUACUGCAUUCUGUAGUAAUAAGUUGCAACUCUUUAUAGUAAUAUAACGUAAACAAUGUUGUUGUAUAAAUAUGUAUAACUAAUUAAUAAGUUUUUUUAAUUAUCUUGUACAGUUCUUUAAGAGGAAGAAAAACAAGGAAAAGUUCUUAUUUCUUUUUGUACUGUUUGGAAAAUAAAUGUCAUCUCUGUAGAUGUUAACGUAAGCACAAACAACGGUCUGGUUGAGUCCAAACACUGAGGAUCCAAAAAGUGACGACCCGUGUGUUGAUCUUUGAUUUUAUUUUUACCUUCAUUUCAGCCAAGCACUAAUUCGUUUUGUGWUAUUUUAGCUUUUUAWAUUAUUAGGCUGCAGGUAAUGGCGUCAUUAAUCUACCACUAAUUUGAUAUGAUUAUAACAGAAAAUGAACUUUUUGUUCAGUUUCUGUAAAACUUUAAAUGAAUCUGUUUGUGUCAAAAAGCUAUAUCUGUGUCAACAUUUAACCAAGCUGCAGCACACAUCRCCAGCUCUGGUGGCCUAUUUUAAACAUUAGUUAUCUAACACCCUGCAGACUGCACCYGGAUAUUCAGCAUAUGUUACACUUUGCACAAUUUAUUACUUAAUAUGCAGCUUUCAUCGCUGAAAAGAUGCGUUUUCAGUAUUGCUCCGUCGUUGCCAAACAUUCCUGAGACCAUCUGUAAGAUUGUGCCAAUGCAGGUUUUGUUUAUGUUGUGUGAGAAUUUAACGUUUUUUAUGUCUUAAGCCUGAMGUCCUCGCUGUGUUCACUUUUAUAUUUGACAAUGUGGGAGUAAAGCACCGGAUGGUUCCAAAAGUAACAAAACUAAUUAAAAGUUAGAUUUUUUUUAAAUACACAAAGCUUGUUUUAUUACUACUUCAUGGUAAAAAGCCACAAUUUAGGUGCCAGCUGCCGUGCUUUCUUUAUGGUUGACACUAAAAUCAGCCUUUGGACUCAGACCAGGCCCGUGUGUGUGUGUGUGUGUGUGUGUGUGUGUGCGUGUGUGUGUGUGAGAAUUGUAACUGUAUGAAGGUGAACAGUUCCUCCUUCACGUGGCUGCCUUUUCUGUUAUUGACUGAAACAGUUAGCUGAAGAGAAAAAAAAGCCAUCAGACUGAACUGGAGAUCAGCUGUGCCAUAAAAGUAACACCCCUCCCUGCCCCGCGCUCCUUUCCAUGUCUCCCCCCGAGCCCCCCCGCCCGUCUGUACCCACCUCACCACAAUGCUGACUUUUCAUCUUAAAGAAUCUGGGUAUCUUUGCAGGGGGAAAUAAAAAAAAAAAAAAACAGCAGAUUCAGUUUCACAUUUCCGGGACAUUCCUCCUCCUUCACCGUUCAGGUUGUGAAACCGGUUCCACGUAAAGCCGUCCACGUUGGAGGGAGCUCCCAGUCAGUCAUGUGCACUAACAAAACAUUAAUAUUUUAAACACUAUUUUAUGUUGUUUGUUUCAAAGUUGUUGUUCUUUUUUAACCAGUGACUGUUGCUGCCGAUUUAUAAUCCACUCUAAUUCAGUUUAUUUCAGUGAUCAGUGGAUGAGUCCGAUUAAAGGUGUGUGUUGUGUAGUUUAUAACACCGCAGUCCUGUUACACAGACAGGGACUGGAACUGUCUGAGCUGCAUUAAUAAACUUCAGUUCUGUUCA